Molecule: messenger RNA, 1108 nt
Organism: Exaiptasia diaphana
Lineage: Eukaryota; Metazoa; Cnidaria; Anthozoa; Actiniaria; Aiptasiidae
Product: complement component 1 Q subcomponent-binding protein, mitochondrial
Exons: 7
Coding region: 119-946 (275 amino acids)
Biological process (GO): cytosolic ribosome assembly
Cellular component (GO): mitochondrial matrix
Source: RefSeq, a predicted model, not a curated record
GUUACAAAGCWCUAGGUACACGAGGGAAGCUGUMGAAAAAUUGGAAAGAAAGGUUUUUUUUAUAAGUUGAAAUUUUCGCUUCUUCAGCUGUUAUUUAAUAGUAUAAAAAGUAUAAAAUAUGUUUGUUCGAACAUUUAUUAGUCGGUCAAGUCGCAUUCUAUUGUCAGGAAGAAGUUUGAUUGCAAARCCUGCGACAGGAACAAGAUGGUGGUCGGUUUUGUCUGCGACCACUAGAACAGUUUCACAAAAACCUUUUGUGGGUGGCKUGUGUGCUUGUUCUAAAAUAUGUGCCUGUGGUGCGCACAAGAUAACACAAGGAGAUAAAGAUCUUCUGGGUUUCCUCAGCGAUGAAAUAAAAUUUGAGAAAGAUUCUUCCAAGGCUGCUCCUCCAUUAGACGGCUUUUCUGCAACACAUGAUGGUACAGUUGUUACUCUAGAGAGAGAAAUCAAUGGUGAAAAGAUUGUGGUAACAUUUGAUGUUAACCAAAAUAUCAAUGAAGAUGAGGCAUAURUCAGUGGUGAAGAAUCAGAAGACGAGAAAUCUGGUAGCCUAGAUGAUUCUGCACAGGCAGGAAAUAUUGUAUCUUAUCCAUAUUUUACAGUUGACAUCACAAAGAGCAAUGGCAAAACAUUGYGUUUCACUUGUGAAUACAAUCAAGGAGUUAUGACCAAGACAGAUAAUGCAGUUGAUGAUGAUGAUGAAUUAUUUCAAGUUGUAAAUGUAUCAGUAAUGUCGAGCCCUGACGCAGUCGACUCUAAAGGUCUUUAUGCAGCAGAAACAGAAAAUCUUGAUCCUAACCUUUACACCAUGCUUCUAAACAUGUUGGCAGAAAGAGGUGUUGACAGUGGUUUUACUCAACAAUUGUUAGAAUACAGCACUGCCCUGGAGCAUCACUAUUACAUUAAAUUCCUUGAAGACUUGGAGAACUUUAUCAAACAAAAGUAGACAUAAACAGAGUGUUCUGACAGUACAAAUUAAAGCCAAUUGAACAUAAUUAACUAUGAUUUGAAAUAUUGGAACAUUUUGCCCAACCAGUAAGCACUUAGGGAAAACUCUUUUAUAAUAAAGGAUGACGAUGGUCAGUGCCAUUAAAAAUCUUUGAGAUGG